AUGAGUGGAAGAGGCAAAACCGGCGGUAAAGCCCGAGCAAAGGCCAAGACUCGCUCCUCCAGGGCGGGACUGCAGUUCCCCGUCGGCCGUGUCCACAGGCUCCUUCGCAAGGGAAACUACGGCGAGCGCGUCGGUGCCGGAGCUCCUGUUUAUCUGGCGGCGGUACUCGAGUAUCUCACCGCUGAGAUCCUGGAGCUGGCCGGAAACGCCGCUCGGGACAACAAGAAGACCCGCAUCAUCCCCCGUCACCUGCAGCUGGCGGUGCGUAAUGACGAGGAGCUCAACAAACUUCUGGGCGGAGUGACCAUCGCUCAGGGCGGCGUGCUGCCCAACAUCCAGGCCGUGCUGUUGCCCAAGAAGACCGAGAAACCCACCGCCGGUAAGGGAGGAAAGAAGCGCAGAAAGUCCAGGAAGGAGAGCUACGCCAUCUAUGUCUACAAAGUCCUGAAGCAGGUCCACCCUGACACCGGCAUCUCCUCCAAGGCGAUGGGCAUCAUGAACUCUUUCGUCAACGACAUCUUCGAGCGCAUCGCCGGUGAGUCGUCUCGCCUUGCGCACUACAACAAGCGCUCCACCAUCACUUCCAGAGAGAUCCAGACCGCCGUGCGUCUGUUGCUGCCCGGUGAGCUGGCCAAACACGCCGUGUCCGAGGGCACAAAGGCCGUCACCAAAUACACCAGCUCGAAGUGAGGCGUGCCCGACUUCAACUACCCCAAAGGCUCUUUUAAGAGCCACACAUCUUCUCAGAUAAAGAGCUUUUGUUUGUUAUCUAAUGCUUUUAAUUCUAUGAGAACUUUGAGUGCGUUGAUAUAACACACUAAUUUGGGUUUCUGAGGAGAUUUAGGCUGAGCUCGUUUUAUAAUCCUAAUCCACCCCUUUCAGUCUGUCGUAUAUUUUAAAAACACGUUUAUCCUUUUCUUCCUUGCUCUAUAUAAAUGGCCUAAACUACUGUCGGUAUUUUAUAUCUUGUGUAAAUCUCAUCAGACACCAAACCGCGAGCUGUUCCUUACAUAUGAAAGUCACUCAACUGUUUUACCUUUACCUUUGUUUUUCUAAUUUCAUCAGCCAUGUGUGCAGAUACACGUUAAAUACAAAAAACUUUUAUUUCCAUGUAUUUACUAUUCAUG
Molecule: messenger RNA, 1127 nt
Organism: Pimephales promelas (fathead minnow)
Lineage: Eukaryota; Metazoa; Chordata; Actinopteri; Cypriniformes; Leuciscidae
Source: RefSeq, a predicted model, not a curated record